Messenger RNA from Pistacia vera, 1086 nucleotides. RefSeq lists its product as uncharacterized. The transcript has a single exon. The record is from RefSeq and is a predicted model, not a curated record. Lineage: Eukaryota; Viridiplantae; Streptophyta; Magnoliopsida; Sapindales; Anacardiaceae. The coding region runs from base 140 to 907 and encodes 255 amino acids.
UUGACCAUAUCAUCUGCCUUCUUGAUCUUGACAUUUUCAAAAAUCCAACGCCUUGCAAUUUUCUUAUCAUUUUAUCAUCUUUCUUGGAUAAGUGUAUAUAUAAGUUGAGCAAAGCAAAGAGAUUCAGAGAUUUUUAAGAAUGGAGAAACAUGCUAAACCCAAAACCAAUAUCUUAAAAUUUCUACCAAAAGCUUCUGCAGUCACCUUUCAAAACCUUCCUUUCAGCCCAGGUAGAGAAAAGAGAUCAGAUAUUCACAUAAACAAGCUCAAAGCUCAUGCCGGUAAAGGAUUCUCCGGUCCGAUCAUAUCAAUAAUUCCUGAUGAAGCUCGAAGAAAGUCCAAGAAUGAAAGCUUUGAAGAAAACCAGGAACCCACUUCGCCGAAAGUGUCGUGCAUGGGCCAAAUCAAAAAACACAAGGCCAAUCACAAGAUGAAGAUGAAACAUAUGAAAACGGCCUCGCUUCCUAAAGAUACUAAGCCGGCAGUAUCUUCUCCACGAGAAGUAAAGAAACAGGCAUCAAAGUUUAUGAGACUCUUUAGUGGUGUAAAACCAGCAAGAAAAUCUGAUGUUUCUGAUGAACAUAUUCAGAAACUACCAGAUAGAGCACCCGCUUUGAAUCAGAUGAAAAGGUUUGCGAGUGGUCGUGAUGCUUUUUCCGAUUUUGAUUGGACGGCUCAUCAGAUAGCACCGCUGGAUUCCGAUCACCGGAAUUAUUAUUCAGAUGAAGAGAGAGGAGACAGUGAUCAAGAAGAAGAAGAAGAUUACAUCAUUCCAUUUUCGGCACCUAUAACUGUAGGUGGAGGAGUGGCUUUGCAGCCCAAGAAAGAAGUUAAUUUAUGGAAGAGAAGAACAAUGAAUCCACCAAGGCCUCUUCAAUUGAAUACGAUGGUCAGAGCAAAUUCAUGAAGUACAUUAAUUCUUCAUUAGGUUUUUACAGGGUUCUUCUGUUUUGUUUAUCUUAGAUUUGAUUAUGUACAUAUCUGUGAUGAGAUACGUAGAUCAAUUCUGAAAUUUGCUUGAUGAUGUAUCAAAUCUUGUUCAUAUUCAUACAUAAAUGUUUAAACACAUAAUUGUUAUAUAUUCAA